GGGGCUCCCGCCAACCACCGCGGGAGGCUGGGCCUCUGCGAAGGCCGCGCCGUGCGACCCCCGGUCCAGACCGGCCCCCGGGGCUCCUGCUCCCGUCCGUCCGGGCUCGUUUGUUUUCCCGGUUUCCCGCGGGAGCCAGCUCUUGAAGGGGCCCAACCGCAGCCAGAGAUUUGCAGGCCUGGCCAACCGGAGGCGAGGGUGGAGCCAGGGUGGGCAGCGCGUGGAGGGCGCUUAGCAAGGGGACCCCGGGGGCAGCAGGGGAGCCCAGCAGAGUGCGGGAGUGCACUGGGCCCUCCCUGCUAGGGCAGGGGCUUUGCCCGCGCCAGCCUCAUCCCACCAGGAGUCCAGCCUCGGCCACCAUGUCCUCCCAUACUGAUCCGGGCUCCUCAGAGCCGCGCGCCAGCUGCCUGGACCUGUGGAGGGACAAGAAUAACCGACUCGUUCGACAGGUCCAGGUAGCUCAGGGCUCUGGUCUGUCUCUGAGGCGGCAGCGGUUGGCUCAAGACACAUUGGAAGGGCUCAGAGAGCUCCUCCACAGCCUGCAGGGGCUCCCUGCGGCUGUCCCUGUUCUACAGUUGGAGCUGACUGUCACCUGCAACUUCGUCAUCCUGAAGGUGAGCCUGGCCCAGAGUUUCACUGAAGAUCAGGCCCAGGAUAUCCAGCGGGGCCUAGAGAGAGUGCUGGAGAUCCAGGAGCAGCCAGGGUCGAGGUUGGAAAGGGAGCCCAUGGAACUGUGGAACUCUGUUCUCCGUGCUUCCUGCCUUGUGCCGGAGUUGCUCCCUGCCUUGCACCAGCUGGUCAGCCUGCAGGCUGCACUCUGGCUGAGUGCUGACCGUCUUCAGGAUCUGGCCCUGCUGCUGCAGGCCCUGAACGGCAGCCAGAGUGGGACCUCUGAGGACCUGCUGCUACUUCUGAAAACCUGGAGGCCCCCAGCUGAGGAAUCGGAUGCUCCACUGACUCUGCAGACUGCCCGAGGCUUGAGGGAUGUUGUUCUGACAGCAUUUGCCUACCGCCAAGGCCUCCAGGAGCUGAACACAGGGAGCCUACCCGAGGCACUGGGCAGCCUCCACGAAGCAGCCUCAGGUCUGUGUUCACGGCCUCUGUUGGCCCAGGUGUAUACGGCGGUGGGGACCUGUCUCCGAAAGAUGGGGCAUCCACAGAGAGCGCUGCUGUACUUGAUUGCAGCCCUGAAAGAGGGAUCAGACUUGGGUCCUCCACUUCUGGAGGCCUCCAGGUUGUAUCGGCAACUGGGGGACACAGCAGCAGAGCUGGAGAGUCUAGAGCUGCUGGUUGAGGCCUUGAGUAUUGCACGCAGUUCUGAAGCCCCUCAGCUUCUCAUUGACGUAGAGUUAUUACUCCCACUUCCUGACGCUGCCUCGCCGCUUCACUGUGGCACACAGAGCCAGGCCAAGCACCUGCUAGCAAGCCGAUGCCUGCAGACAGAGAGGGCAGAAGAUGCUGCAGAGCAUUACUUGGACCUGCUGGCCCUGUUGCUGGACGGCUCAGAGUCAAGGUUCUCCCCGCUCCCCUGCCCCCCAGGGCCCUGUAUGCCUGAGCUGUUCUUGGAGGCCGCGGCAGCGCUGAUCCAGGCCGGCCGAGCCCAGGAUGCUUUAACUGUAUGUGAGGAGCUGCUCAGACGCACGUCAUCUCUGCUUCCCAAGAUGUCUCUGCUGUCGGAAAAUGCCAGGAAAGGAACCAAGGAACUGCCACACUGCCCACUCUGGGUCUCUGCCACCCACCUGCUUCAGGGCCAAGCCUGGGCAAAACUGGGGGCCCAAAAAGAAGCAGUUAGUGAGUUCAGCCGGUGCCUUGAGCUGCUCUUCCGUGCCACGCCUGAGGACAAAGAACAAGGGGCAGCGUCCAACUGCGAGCAGGGGUGUAGGUCUGAUGUGACGCUCCAACAGCUUCGGGCGGCUGCCCUGAUCAGUCGGGGACUGGAAUGGGUAGCAAGUGGCCACGAUGCUAAAGCCCUACAAGACUUCCUCCUCGGUGCGCAGAUGUGCCCAGGUAAUCAAGAUGCUUCCUUUUACCUGCUUCAAACCCUGUGGCGGCUGGAUCGGAGGGAUGAAGCUGCUGCUCUCUGGAGGACGCUGGAGGCCCAAACUAAGUCGCCCCAGGAAGAUGCUACAUGGUCUCUCCCACUCUACCUAGAAACGUGUUUGAGCUGGAUCCGUCCCUCUGAUCGGCAAACCUUCCUCGAAGAGUUUCAGGUGUCUGUGCAAGAGCCUCGUGACGUGUAGCUGUGAGGUUUCAAGAGCUUGAGCUGAGGUCCCAGUGGGCCAUCGCUUUGUGGGGAGGGAGAAUGUGGCUGGAGCUGACUGGCAUUCCUGUGUAACUCCUGAACGAAUGAGGUCGGUGGUAGUCCUGUGAAAUAUGGCCUACUUACUGCCACGCUGGUUCUAGAGGAAGCGUUCCCUGCUACCAACCAAUCACUGACUUUGCUUGUGGCACCUUUAUUCUAGUUCCCCCUUUCUUGUGUUGAGUAAAAUUUCAUAUUUA
Messenger RNA from Lepus europaeus (European hare), 2499 nucleotides. It is a transcript of the gene FANCG, whose product is annotated as FA complementation group G. Lineage: Eukaryota; Metazoa; Chordata; Mammalia; Lagomorpha; Leporidae. Gene Ontology annotation, molecular function: protein binding. Gene Ontology annotation, biological process: interstrand cross-link repair. Bases 360 to 2240 code for a protein of 626 amino acids. The record is from RefSeq and is a predicted model, not a curated record. Gene Ontology annotation, cellular component: Fanconi anaemia nuclear complex. The transcript has 14 exons.